This is a messenger RNA of Microdochium trichocladiopsis, 576 nucleotides long. RefSeq lists its product as uncharacterized. Bases 1 to 576 code for a protein of 191 amino acids. The record is from RefSeq and is a predicted model, not a curated record. NCBI's taxonomy places the organism in Eukaryota, Fungi, Ascomycota, Sordariomycetes, Xylariales, Microdochiaceae. The transcript is spliced from 2 exons.
AUGGCUUGGGGAAGAAGGUUUAUGAUGGCAACUCGUGUACGUUCAGUGCAAUAUUUAUGGGCGGGUCUCUCAAUUUGUACGCUCAUCACCCGGUCGCACCUGCGAAGAGUGGCCAGAAGCCUAGCGGGGAAUCGUGAAGCUUGGCUCGAAGGUACUGGAGCCUUCAGGAACCUUCGAGUCCUGGCCAAAGAGUACCGCGAGCGUUUCAUCGACGAAGCAAAUGCCAGAGCUCGGAGCCAACGCAGAACCGCAGACUUCGGAGACGUUUCCGAGUCUGAAUCACAAGAACAUGAAGGCUCAAGUCCCGAUAACUUUUUCGAGUGCCUGCCGUUCGCUGAUUCGGUUAAGGAGGACAGUGACACCCGGCUCAGUGAAGACGAUGUUGGACUGGCUAUUUUGCACCGUCUAUGCGACGAGGACAACGCUUCACGUGCCAGAGUGACGGUCACCGUCAGCAGCCCCGCCUCGGACGCACUGCAAGCCAAGGUACCACGCACGCCACCUUCGCCUGCGGUCCCCAGGCCUCCAAAACGUGGCACAUGGAAAAGCGUGUCUGCAAAGCUGCCAUUCUCAUGA